ACGAUCUCGUGCAGCUGUUCAGUUGUAACGUAAACAAACAACGAAGCGGAGCUUGGAUCAGGGCUUUGUAUGAAUAUUAAUGAAAUAGUUGUGUGCUUAAUAAAUGUGUAGAUACGUUUUAUUCCACUAAAAACUUCAAAGAAAAACACUAAACGAUGGCCACGAAAAGUCGUUGCUGCGUAGUUGGUGCCGGUGCGGCGGGCCUCUGCGCGCUCAAAUACGCACGGGAAUAUGGCAUGGAAGCGGUGGCCUAUGAGAAAUGUAAUGAAAUCGGCGGUACCUGGGUGUACACUGAACAUGCCCUUGAUGGGUGUGCAACGGCGGAGGAGGUGCACAGCAGCAUGUAUGAAGGGUUGCGUACCAACUUGCCAAAGGAAGUGAUGGAUUUUCCCGAUUUUAAAUUUCCCGCGAAUUUGCGCGAAUCCUACAUUCUGGCUAGUGAUGUUUUGAAAUACUUUCAAGCAUACGCGCAACACUUCCAACUACUGCCACAUAUUAAAUUGCAACAAGAGGUAAUACGCGUGCGGCCAUUGCAUGGCAAAUGGGAGGUUUUAACGCUUGAUUUGCUCAGCGACAUCUAUAAAACGGAGCAAUUCGAUUAUAUUUUCAUAUGCAAUGGCCGUUAUGCUACACCCUCUUAUCCGAGUACUGAGGGCAUCGAUCUCUAUAAAGGCAAUAAAAUGCACAGCCAUGUUUUUCGCAAAGCUGAGACAUUCAAAGAUGCCACGGUCCUCAUGGUAGGUGCCGGCCGCAGCGGCAUGGACAUCACUCAUCAUAUUUACCCGUAUGCCAAACGCAUCUACCUCAGUCACCACCUCCAACAGAAGCCACCAAUCACAGACUUUAUGCCGAAUGUUGUACAAAAGCCGCUUGUGCAGCGCUACACGGAAAGUGGCGCCGUUUUCAAGGAUGGCACUCAAGCCAACUUCACUCACAUUAUAUUCUGUACUGGUUACAAUUUAACAAUUCCCUUCCUCAGCGUCGAUUGCAAUCUACAAGUGCAUGACAAUUUCGUAUUUCCACUCUACAAGCAUUGCAUCAACAUCUAUCAUCCGACGAUGUGCUUCAUAGGAUUACCAAUUUAUGCCUACCCGAUACAACUCUUCGACAUACAGAUGCGCUUUGUGAUGCAAUACUACAGCGGAAAAUUGCAAUUGUCCAGUACAGAAGACAUGCUAGCGGACACGGAACGCGAUUUGGCAGAGCGUAGAGAGCGUGGAUUACCGCGCAGAAAGUCGCAUGUGGUAGGCGAGCGACAAUUCGAUUACUAUGAUGAACUGGUGGCAUUGACGGGCAUCGACAAUAUCAGGCCAGUCAUCAAGAAACUUUCAAAAAGUUGUGGCGGCAAAUUUCUCUAUGAUUUACAAAAUUAUCGCAAAACAGCUUUUAAAGUAAUUGACGAUGAACAUUUUGUGCAAUUUAAACUGGGCGAAGUGAUUAAUACAAAAACCAAAUAUUGGACGAAAAUGACCACCAAACGGCGUGUGUGUAUUAUAGGGGCUGGAAUGGCUGGGCUCACGGCGCUGAAGAAUUCAUUGGCGCACGAUUUGGAGGCAGUCGCAUACGAACGUCACUCAGGCGUGGGUGGCACUUGGAUUUAUAUGGAACGUAAGGAGGAUGAAAAUGAGGAGGAUGUGCACAGCAGCAUGUAUUGUGGUUUGCACACCAAUUUGCCCAAGGAAGUAAUGGGUUUUCCAGAUUAUGAUUUCGAUACAAAUAUUGAAGAGUCGUUUAUCAAAUCUGAGUUGGUAUUAGAGUAUCUGCAAAAUUAUUCAAAGCAUUUUAAACUAUCACCAUUUAUCAAGUUGGAACACGAGAUAGUACGGGUGCGACCACUUAACGAUGGUUGGGAGGUUACCGUACACGACCUCAGAAACGACAGAUAUUUUGUGGAGUAUUUUGAUUUUGUGUUUGUCUGUAAUGGACACUUCACGACGCCUAUGUACCCCGAAACCAAAGAUCUGGACAAAUAUCGAGGCAACCGUCUACACAGUCAUUUAUAUAGAACUCCGGACAUUUUGAAAGGCCAUACUGUUCUAGUAGUUGGUGGCGGUCCGAGUGCCGUUGAUAUUGUCCACCACAUAUACCUACAUGCCGCGCACAUCUAUCUCAGCCAUCACUUAGAAACUGCACCACGUACAGAAUUUAUGCCGAACGUGACACAGAAGCCAGAUAUUCAGCGUUUCACUGAAGAUGGCGCCAUUUUCACGGAUGGCAGCAGCACAACCUUUUCCUAUGUGAUUUUUUGCACUGGUUAUAAAUACACCUUCCCCUUUCUGAGCGUCGAUUGUGGCCUGAGCGUGGAUGUCAAUUGGGUGCAUCCACUCUACAAACACUGUUUAAAUAUUAAUAAGCCUUCUAUGGCCAUCAUUGGUUUGCCUCAUCAAAUCUGUCCGGCUCAACUUUUCGAUUUGCAAGUGCGUUUUGCGCUUGCCUUUUUUACGGAGCAUAAGCAGCUGCCUAGUCGCACCGAUAUGAUGGCAGAAAUGGAGGCCGAUAUGGAGGAGCGUUGGGCGAACGGGGUAUCGAAACGUGUGGCGCAUAAAAUGGGACCAAAGCAGUUUGACUACUAUGAUGACUUAGCUGCUACAGCGGGCAUUACAAAACUUAAGCCCGUAGUGGGCAAAAUGAUGAAAGCGUGCUCCAAGAGAUAUAUUUUUGAGUUGGAUACAUAUCGGCAAAGUCGUUUCAAAGUUGUUGAUGAUGAGAACUUUGUACGAAUUGCUUAGUUAUAAUUCCAGUUUGUAAAAAACUAUACCAUUUUUUAAUAUGAGGGUCGUUUGAAAAGUCUGUUGCAAAGUGUGAGAUAUGGCACUACUGGCGCGUAUUGAGGCUACGUUUAGUUAGUAGCAUCUCUUGGAAGAACGCACACCAAGUCUCAGCCAAACUGGUAUAUUUCUUUGUGUUGGUUUUUGUUUGAAUCUAGAAGUCAAGUGAUCGCAAAAUAUAGUUCCAACUCAUUUCACAUUCCCCAUAUGGUCCAGACUUGGCUACCUCAGAUCCUUCGGACUACUAUUUGUUCCCCAAUUUGAAAAAAUGGCUGGCGGGAGAUGGGGGUUUUAUUCAAACGACGCGGGGUUUGCAGAAACGAAAUUCUAUUUUUCGGAAAGGAAAUAAAAUAGCUAUGGACGAAGUGUAUACGCCUAAAAGGCGACUAUGUUGAAAAAUACAAACGGUUUGCCCCAAACAAUUAAGUAGUUUUUAUUUUUGCACGGACUUUUCAAACGACCCUCGUAUAUCAAAGAUUUGUUGUUUUUAUUAAAUUGUUUAUUUAGUAUAUUACAAUAUUUAUAAAAAAAAGUAUUAAAAAACUAUGAUUUACACAAUACAAGGCU
This is a messenger RNA of Anastrepha ludens (Mexican fruit fly), 3335 nucleotides long. RefSeq lists its product as uncharacterized. The transcript is spliced from 10 exons. Lineage: Eukaryota; Metazoa; Arthropoda; Insecta; Diptera; Tephritidae. Gene Ontology annotation, molecular function: N,N-dimethylaniline monooxygenase activity; NADP binding; flavin adenine dinucleotide binding. The coding region runs from base 156 to 2729 and encodes 857 amino acids. The record is from RefSeq and is a predicted model, not a curated record.